Molecule: messenger RNA, 771 nt
Organism: Macadamia integrifolia
Lineage: Eukaryota; Viridiplantae; Streptophyta; Magnoliopsida; Proteales; Proteaceae
Product: TMV resistance protein N-like
Exons: 2
Coding region: 1-771 (256 amino acids)
Biological process (GO): defense response; signal transduction
Molecular function (GO): ADP binding
Source: RefSeq, a predicted model, not a curated record
AUGGAGUCAGAGGAUGAAUCUUCAAAGUUUGAUGUGUUUAUCAACUUCAGAGGCAAAGACACUCGCAAUAUCUUCGUUGGUCACCUUUACAGUGCUCUAAAGCGUAAUGGAAUCCGUGGUUUCAUCGACAGCAAAGAUCUACGCAAAGGAGAAGAUAUUGGUAAGCUUCUCAAUAUUAUAAAAGGCUCUAAACUCUCGAUUGCUGUCUUCUCUCAAACAUACAUAGAAAGCAGAUAUGGGUUUCUCAUAGAUGAUCAAUCAAAUAAAGUGGAGGAAAUUGUUAAAGAUGCUUUAAAGCGAUUGGAAAAAGUCCGUUUGAUUGAUGUUAAAAAUCCUGUUGGACUAAAAUCUCGCAUAGAAUCUGUAGUAUCUCGUUUAUCACAUACAUCAACUAUCAAUUCUAAGGAUAUUCAGUUUCUAGGGAUAUGUGGUGAGGGUGGCAUGGGGAAGACAACUAUUGCAGCGGCUGUAUACAAUCGCAUCUUUGAAGAUUUUAGCCAGAGUUGUUUUCUUGAAGACGUUAAAGAGAGAGCCUCACAACCCAACGGUAUAGCUGGUUUGCAAAAAGAUCUUCUUUCCGAUGUCUCUCAGGUGGAAACAGCAAUAUCCAAUUCUAAAAGAGGAUCCCAAUUGAUAAAAGAAAGACUUCAAAAUAUGAAAAUUCUUCUCGUUCUUGAUGACGUGGGAAAUCGUGACCAAUUAGAUGCAUUGGCUCGUGAUCUCAGUUGGUUUGGUGUUGGAAGUAGGAUAAUCAUAACAGCUAGAGAUUAG